Messenger RNA from Dipodomys ordii (Ord's kangaroo rat), 4079 nucleotides. RefSeq names its product serine/threonine kinase 17b (gene Stk17b). The coding region runs from base 44 to 1162 and encodes 372 amino acids. Lineage: Eukaryota; Metazoa; Chordata; Mammalia; Rodentia; Heteromyidae. Gene Ontology annotation, molecular function: protein serine/threonine kinase activity; ATP binding. Gene Ontology annotation, cellular component: nucleus. Gene Ontology annotation, biological process: positive regulation of apoptotic process; intracellular signal transduction; protein phosphorylation. The transcript has 7 exons. The record is from RefSeq and is a predicted model, not a curated record.
GUCAAACUAGUGAGUAGAGAAGCAUAUCUGAAAAUCAUUCACCAUGUUUCGGAGGAGAUUUGAUUGCCGAAGUAGUUCAGGCCUGCUGACUACGACUCCUCAAACUCCAAUUAAAAUGGAAAACUUCCAUAAUUUCUAUACAAUUACAACUAAAGAGCUUGGAAGGGGAAAAUUUGCCGUGGUUAGACAGUGUAUAUCAAAAUCUACUGGCCAAGAAUAUGCUGCAAAAUGUCUAAAAAAGAGAAGAAGAGGUCAAGAUUGUCGAGCAGAGAUUCUGCAUGAGAUCGCUGUGCUGGAAUUGGCCAAGUCUUGUCCUCAUGUGAUUAAUCUUCAUGAGGUCUAUGAAAAUACAAGCGAUAUCAUUUUGAUACUGGAAUAUGCUGCAGGUGGAGAAAUUUUCAACUUGUGUUUGCCCGAACUGGCUGAAAUGGUCUCUGAAAAUGACGUUAUCAGACUUAUGAAACAAAUACUUGAAGGAGUUUAUUACCUACAUCAGAAUAACAUUGUACACCUUGAUUUAAAGCCACAGAAUAUAUUAUUGAGCAGUAUAUACCCACUUGGGGAUAUAAAAAUUGUGGAUUUUGGAAUGUCGCGAAAAAUUGGGAAUUCAUGCGAGCUGCGGGAAAUCAUGGGAACACCAGAAUACUUAGCUCCAGAAGUACUGAACUUUGAGCCUAUUACCACAGCAACAGAUAUGUGGAACAUUGGCAUAAUCGCAUAUAUGUUGUUAACUCAUACUUCACCAUUUGUGGGGGAAGAUCACCAACAAACCUAUCUUAAUAUUUCUCAAGUUAAUGUAGAUUAUUCAGAAGAAACAUUUUCAUCAGUCUCACAGCUGGCCAUAGAGUUUAUCCAGAGCCUUCUAGUAAAAGAUCCAGAGCAAAGACCAUCAGCGGAAACCUGCCUUUCUCAUUCUUGGCUACAGCAGUGGGACUUCAGAAGUUUGUUUCACCCUGAAGAAACUUCCAGUGCCUCUCAAAUUCAAGAUUUUACCGUGAGGUCCUCUGAAGACAAGUGUUGUAAAUCUUCUUGUAAUGGGAGCUGUGGUGACCGGGAAGACAAGGAGAAUAUCCCAGAGGACAGCAGCAUGGUUUCAAAAAGGUUUCGCUUUGAUGACUCUCUGCCUAGCCCUCAUGAACUGGUUUCAGAUCUGCUCUGUUAGCACUUUCUCUCUUUAACUUGUUUGGACUGACUGAAAUUUGUCAUCUACUCCAGGAUGUGAUUGUAUUUUUUAGCUUUCUAUAUGUUUAUGUUAUACAAACGCACUUUUGCAUAGAGGAGUUUAGGGAAGUGUUUUAAUGCUAAAUUUAUAGUUGCUCACAUGUCAUUCCUCUCCUAAAAUGGUUCAACAGAGCAGGAAAUAUUUAAAUAUAUGACAAAAAUAAAUGACACAUUUGAGUUCACAUGUUAAUGAAAGAAUUCAAGUUCAGAUGAACUUAUAAAAAUGCUUGACAUAUCAGGGAAAAAAAUGGCAGGUUUUGUUGUGGCUGGUAUAAAAUGGAGACAUGAAGAUUUACUGGCUUCCAAGUUGAAUCCUUUGCCAUGACUCUCUUGAUACACUGUGUUUAGGAAAAUGGUGUCAGAUUCUAAACAAAAUACAUACUAAGUUUGUAGGUCCUUCAGGGCAGCUUAUAAUUGAAAUUAUUUUCCAAUUGCAACUAUUUUCAAACUGCAUAAGAUUUGUUUUAUAUGGCAUGCUCUGUAGAAUGAAGAGGAAGCUAGGCCAAGGAUAGUCUCUGAAGUCAGAGAAAAGAAUAGUAUCUUCAUCUUUUAACACAAAUGUCUUUUGCCCACUCAUCAUACUCAACUCUAAUAACAUCUGGAAGAUUGAAACUGCCUCAUAUACAAGUAUUGAGGUUCAUUAUUUUUUAGCUAAGAUGGACAGGACAGACUGCCUUUUUACUCAAUAAAAAAUAUUUAUUGAAUGUAGCAGAAAAUGGUGACAGAGUCAGGCAGCUUACUAAAUCUUAGAUACCUUCCAAGUCUCAGAAUAUAAGCCUUCAUUGAGAAUUCUUAAAAGUAUGAAUUUAAAAAACAAACAAACAAAAAACCACAGCUCUAAUAGGCCUGAUACACAAUGCCAGAGUCAGCAGUAGCAGCAGCAUAAAGUAGGACAUGAAGCUCUUCUAAAACUCUUGUGUGCAAUUCCCAGCAAGGAGCCUCCCCACAAGGCCACCUGCAGAGUGGCCUGUAAACAUGGUCUUCUGUUGGGAGUCAUUCAAGUAAGGGUCUGGGGAGAUCACCAUGGUUGAUUGGUGGCUGGUGACUAAUUAUGGGGGGAGUAUUAUGGAGGAUUUGUUUGUGGGUCAUCUUCAAUGGGUUUCUAUUUAGUGCUUAAUCUCAUGACAUGUCACUAGAUCAGACUAUAUGUUGACAAAACAAAAGCAUAUUUCCUCCAAUGAAUCAAAAAAUACUUAAAAGACCUUUAUAUUCUUAAAUUCUUAAAUCCAAAUUCUUUAUAUAACUUUUUAAAAAUAUUCAUCAGGUGACUAUAUUUGAUUGAAUUUCAAGUUCCUUUAAGUCUUUGGCAUUUUCAGUGGAAAAGUUGAUUGUACUUUGUGUUUAUGUAAAUGUGUAUAUGUAUAGGUAUAUGUAUAUAUGUAUAGAUAAAUUACAAUCUUUAAACAACUUGCGGUUCUUUGGUCUAGAAUACUGUGUUCAACUCAGGUGCCAAAGGAGCUCUUUUCUAAUGAAAAGUAAAUAAUAAAUAAUAAACAAAUUCUUUAGGAAGUCAUUUGUUGGUCCAUUGAAACUAUAGACACUAUAGAUACUGUUUUAAAUUGGUUGAUUGUCCAUUUAUUUGUCUCCUGGAUUAAGACAGUCCAAGUGUAGUUUAGGCAUUGGAGAGUCUUUCCCGAAAGACCAUAAUAUAUUUUUUAAGUUUUCAGAUGAAUUAUACCAGACCAACCAAAAACUAGAAAUGAAGAAAUAUUUGAAUUUUGAAUUAAAAACCAUGUCGUAAAAAAUCAUUUUAGACCAGUUUUCUUUUUCUAUGAGGAAUCUUAAAAUGGUGUAAAUGUUUCCCCUUUAAUUUAUAGAGUACAGAGUAGUAAACCUCUAUACUUUUGCUCCUAACAUAAAGUUUUUAUUGUAAAAUAGCAACUAAUAGUUGCAUAGAAAAUAUAGAAACUGCCUUUGGAUAAAGGUGAAUUUAAAUACUUUGACUUAUUAAAAUGUGGAAAUAAAUGAAUUCAUGAGAAUUCAUUAGCAAAGAUUCAUUAGUAAGAGAUUAUUCUUAUUCUUUCUUUUUUUUUCUCCCAACCUUGAAAAGAAAAUCAAUCAAAAACAAAUGAUAUGUCUCUAGGGCACAAUGAAACACUUGUGAAGAGAACUUACAAUAGGGAUAGUUUGUGAAAUUGAAUUUGCCUUUUGAGUAGGAUCCCUGUAUAGAUGAGACUUAAAAAUAUAUGAUGUGUAGAUAAAAACACAACUGUCAUUUUAAUUCUUUUUCCUCCUUCAAAUUUACUUAACUCUGAGUAAUAAAAUAAUGCUGACAUUUUAAACAAAGCAAGGAGUGCCUCUCCUCUAGUCUGUGAACUGAUAAGGUGAUUGUACCAGAACUUGAGUCAACAGUCUUGUUCUUAGUAUGAAAGAAAGUCAACUAAACCAGGAUGAUAGGAGAUGUUGCUGACCUUCAUCUUUCACUUUGAUAGAUUGCAAAUAGUUCAUGGGCUAUACUUUGAAUAGUUUUGCUCUAAGCAGCAUUAAUAGGUAUUGAUACUUUAUAACUUUCCAUUUCCUGUUUGUUUUUGAAUUUUUGCUUUGAUAUCUGACUUGGUAACUUGUCCUUAUUGUGUAAACAAUUGUGCUUUCAUUUCAAGUUAUAUAAAAAUAAUUUGACUUCCAAUUUGGGAGAAUGUUACCAACUUAAAAUUUUAUGAAAGUAUUUUAAAGAAGGAUAAUUGUAUAUCUCACAUAAAUGACAACUGCUCAGUCAUCUAAAUUUCCAUUAAAUAAUCAUGUUGCUUGUGGACAUAUAGACAGAUAUAAUAUUCCAGGUUUUAAAACCUAGAAAACUGUUUAUUAGCAACUUAACGAUCCUUUUCGCUAAAAUUAAAAAGCACUUUGUUUUUUACAUU